GGCGACGUGACGACGAACCACGUGACCGUCAGCAGAGCAAGCUUCAUCUCCGGUUUCCAGCUGAUAGUUCUAACUUUUUCCUCCCGUGCCUCCGGUCUGCAUGGACAACAUGAACUCGUUUGUGGAAUACUCCAUCCAUAACCGAGCGGGCACCAGCGCUUAUUCUGCGCCCAAACCUGGAUAUCAUCAUCAUCAUCUUCAUCACUACCCUCUGGAGCAGCACCAGAGCUUCCCGGUGACCUCCGGUGCCUUUCAAACAGCACCAUCCGGCUCUGCAGCUUCUGUUAGCGGCACGAGGACUGAUAGCAGCACCGGGGGGGCGAGUUACACCGGGGACACGCGGCUGUACGGGGGCACCGGAGGGACAACAGAGGCAAGCCAGCAUCAGCAGCAGCAGCAUCCGCAUCAUCACCAUCAUCAUCACGAACAGCAGCAGCAUCAGCAGACUCACAACGGCUACCACCAUCAUCCUCACCUGCAUCAAACCCAAACCGGAAUAAUGCCUCCGUAUAACACCGGUAACACCGGGACCUACGCGGGCCAGGCGUGCCAAACCAACUCGGAUUACUCUGCAGCGACGGGCCCCCAGUACUUCAUGGAGGAGUCUGUGGCCUCCACCUACUAUCAUCAAUCAUCCUUCCCUAGCGCGGCCCCCACGGUCGGGCCCAGCUACGGGGCCCUGGCCGGGGCCUACUGCGGGCCUCAGGGCGCUCUGGCCGGGUCUCAGUAUCCGCAGCAGCUUGGUGGAGGUCUGGACGCAGCGGGCUAUCUGGGGCUCCCACAUGGGGGAGGAUACGGGGAGCUACCGGCCUCCCAGGACCGGGAGAGGGGAGAUGAAGAAGGUCAGCAGGCCGGGCAGGGACAGACCUUCGACUGGAUGAAGGUGAAGAGGAACCCACCGAAGACAGUCAAAAUCUCAGACUUCGGCCUCGCGGGCGCACAGAACAACGCCAUGCGCACCAACUUCAGCACGCGGCAGCUGACUGAGCUGGAGAAGGAGUUCCACUUCAGCAAGUACCUGACGCGGGCGCGGCGCGUGGAGAUCGCAGCCACCCUCGAGCUCAACGAGACUCAGGUGAAGAUCUGGUUCCAGAACCGGCGCAUGAAGCAGAAGAAGCGCGAGCGGGAGGGUGCGUGCUCUUCCACUGCGCGCUCCUCUUCGUCCAACAAAGACCUGGAGGACACGGAUCAGUCCUCCGCGUCCACGUCUCCGGGCGCGUCCCCGAGCUCUGAGACGUAGGAGUACAAACUUGAACUGAGUGACAAUAUUUAAUGCGUUCCUUCAUAUGAACUGAGGCUCAUAUCCAGAGAGUGUUCUUAUACUUCUGUUGCGAUUUCCUUCAUGUCCCAGAACUCCUUUAGCAAUCUCAGCCUACCUGGACUUGAGCAUUCAAUCAGUUUUAAAAGUGAAGAGAGGACUCAACAGUCAAGCUAUCACACCUUAAUCAAACAUUCUCAUUUGGUGUUUCUAAGCUCAUCCUUUCAACAUAAUAACUUCAAGACCCAUCAGGACAGAACAAAGCACUACAGCUGGAUUCUGCAGAGUUGAACCCGCCACAUUAUACUCUGACUUCAUGAGGUGCACUGAUGUUAGAACAAUUAAAUCUGACCUGCUAUGAGGAGAAAACAAAGGCAAAUAUUUGGUUGUUAUAUGGUAGUUGGUAAAGCCACAGGAGAUACAAAAAAAAAACCCUUACAUUAAUCAUUUAUCUUGAUGCCACUUGUGAGUCUGUCAUUAGCCUGAAAUAGACUUGGUCUCUGAAGAGCCUGAAUCAGACCCAGUCUCUGAAGUGAUUCCACUAAAAGUUCUUGUUUUGCCACUGACAGGCUCAGAUUGUUGUUCAAGUCUCUGAAAACAUUAGUAAAAGGAUGCAGAGACAGAAUUUUAUAUAUAUAAUAUAUAUAAUAAUAAUCAUCAUGGCGUGAAGUAUUUAGUUUUAACUGAAAAGCUGGCUGUACUACAACAAAACUGGGACCAAAACCUCUGCAGAGUCCAGCAGCUUGGGUGAUGAUAGACACAGUAUCUGGUGAACAGGGUAAUAAUGGAUUCCUCACAUGAUGAUGAUGAUGAUGAUGAUAGGAUGCACUUUGGUGUCUUAAUAUGAUGUCUGAUUUACAGGGUUUAACUGGUGUUGGGUUAUUUAUGGAUGAUAAUACAUCAUUAGAGCUCAAAUUCACAUUUUCUCUCACUGGGUAAAAUCAGAAGAUCAAUGUUUUUGCUUUCAGUGUGAGAACAAAAAACCCAUAAGAACAGAUUUUUUUAUCAGAUGCGGAAACUCCUCUGGAGGAUUUUAUGUCUGGGAACAAACUCAAGGAUAUGAAUCGUUGUUCACAAGAUUAAAAAUACAUAAUUUUAAAUAAACUAGCUAAAAUACGACACGUUAGUUUAUUCUUAACUCACCUGCCAGCCUGAACUGAAUGAGCCUUAUGAUCUGAAUACAGGGAGCCUUUAACGGCAAUAAUACACUUUUGUCUACUCUGAUUGUAGCUAUAAUUGUGCCGUUUUUAAAACCUUUAAUAUUUUUUGAUUUCUAAUGUCAAAUGUGAUUUAUGUGUGAAUGUUUCAGCGCACACAGCCCUGACCUUUGCACUAUGUGACUACAGGGUAAUGCAAAAACACAAAGCUGGAAUAUUCUGCCUCCUUUAGAUGUGAUCAAUGAUUUAAAAGGCUGAUUUACAGGAUUUUGUCUUAAACAUGUUAGAUAGACUCAGGGGUACAUUUGGAUUAUGUGUGUGUGAGUGUGUGUGUGCAAGAAACUACUGAAGUUUGAUAAACAUGUCUCCUUGCUGAGUGGGAAAAACGGGGGAAUAUACUUUGCUGCCUAGCCCUCCUCCCAUGAGAAUAAAUUAUUGGAUGCAUUUUAUGUUAUUGAUUGUAGAUGAUGGGAAAGCGUGUAUGUGCAGGGGGUGUUUGCCUUACAUGGGCGUCCUUUCCUGUUUUUAAAGCCUUUCAAAAUGACAACAUGAAGGGUUUUACAAGGUUAAAGGUCAGCCUCUACUGUGAACUGAUGUGACUGUUAUUUUUAUAAUGUCAGUGGUUUUGAAACGAGAGCAGACUGACUGAGUUUUAUUAGUUGUGCUGCCUUAGAAACACUUCAAUCAUGCUCCUGUC
Molecule: messenger RNA, 3112 nt
Organism: Notolabrus celidotus (New Zealand spotty)
Lineage: Eukaryota; Metazoa; Chordata; Actinopteri; Labriformes; Labridae
Gene: hoxb1a
Product: homeobox B1a
Exons: 3
Coding region: 101-1240 (379 amino acids)
Biological process (GO): regulation of transcription by RNA polymerase II
Cellular component (GO): nucleus
Molecular function (GO): DNA-binding transcription factor activity, RNA polymerase II-specific; RNA polymerase II cis-regulatory region sequence-specific DNA binding
Source: RefSeq, a predicted model, not a curated record